GAAGGAAGCGCAUACGGGGCGUCGCCUGUCUAUAAAUUCUCAGGCGCGAUAUUUCUCAACUCUGCACAAUUCAACCUCUUCUCAAUCGCCAACUCAACACUCGUGAAUGACCUGCAGCCAUGCCGUCAGAACUGGAACGUGCCAUGGAGUCCAUGAUCACCGUGUUCCACAGGUAUGCUGCUAAGGAGGGCAGUAGCAACACUUUGAGCCGCCGUGAGCUCAAGGACCUGAUGGAGAACGAGCUCUCUGGCUUCCUCAAGUCUCAGAAGGACCCAGCCACAGUAGACAAGAUCAUGAAGGAUCUGGACUCUAAUGGUGAUGGAGAGGUGAACUUUGAGGAGUUUGUUUCUCUGGUUGUGGGCCUGUCCAUCGCCUGUGAACAGUGCUACCAGAUGCACAAGAAGAAGAUGGGGAAGUGAGGGAUGAAAAGAGGAGAGGAGGAAGGGACAUAGAGUAGAGAAGGGUUCUAAUUUUCACUUUUGUAAUUGUCACACUGUCCAUUAAAACACAAAGACCAAG
Messenger RNA from Salvelinus fontinalis (brook trout), 519 nucleotides. Its product is annotated as protein S100-A1-like. The record is from RefSeq and is a predicted model, not a curated record. The coding region runs from base 120 to 419 and encodes 99 amino acids. Gene Ontology annotation, cellular component: cytoplasm. Gene Ontology annotation, molecular function: calcium ion binding. Lineage: Eukaryota; Metazoa; Chordata; Actinopteri; Salmoniformes; Salmonidae. The transcript has 3 exons.